CCCCCCUUGAAAGUUUGGAGAAUUCGCAAGUGUCACAGCUGAAAUGAUUUUGCAUUAGGGAUUUCAAUGACCGGUAAGAGCUAUUACAGAGGAAAACGCCUUCUCAAACACAAUAGCUACGCGGAAAGAUGACACAUACAAAUAUUUCUGGAGCAGACAAGAUAAUGGCUUCCCAGUGGACUCGGGCAAACAGUGCAGAGAAGGUGCCCCACACUCGAAUAGAGGAUGAAUCCAGCAUACAGAAAAUCUAUUCCUUUGGGAGGAUAUUAGGUCAAGGCAACUUUGGGGUCGUCUGCGAAGCCACUCACAUCGAGACGCAGAGGAAGUGGGCAAUUAAGAAAGUGAACAAAGAGAAGGCUGGCACUUCUGGUGUGAAACGUCUGGAAAGAGAAGUGAGCAUAUUGAAACAAGUGAAACAUGAACAUAUUAUACAUCUGGAGGAAGUCUUUGAGACACCGAAGAGGAUGUACCUUGUGACUGAGCUUUGUGAGGGAGGUGAUCUGAAGGAUCUCCUGCAGAAGAACAAGCGUUUCACUGAGGAGGAGACCAGACAUAUCAUCAGAAGCUUAUCUGAAGCAAUUGUUUAUCUGCACAAAAUAGACAUUGUUCAUCGUGACCUCAAACUGGAAAACAUUCUUGUGAAGAGUUGUCACCAAGGCAACGAUAACGAUAUGGUCAAUAUCAAGGUCACAGAUUUCGGACUCUCUGUGCAGAAAGGUGGUGUGGGCAUUGAGAACAUGCUGCAGGCCACCUGCGGGACGCCCAUCUACAUGGCACCUGAGGUGAUUAAUGGUCACCAGUAUAGCCAACAGUGUGAUGUGUGGAGCAUCGGCGUCAUCAUGUACAUGCUGCUGUGUGGAGAGCCUCCUUUCAAAUCCAGUUCUGAGGAGAGACUUUCUGAGAUGAUCAAGAAAGGGGAGCUCAUUUUCUCUGGGCCCGUGUGGUGCACAGUUAGUGACGCAGCAAAAAAUGUAUUGCAAUCUUUGUUGAAAGUUGACCCAGCUCACCGCAUCACAGCCAGUGAGUUGCUAGAUAACCCUUGGAUCGCGGGGGACACCUCCACCUCCGCCACACAAACAAAUGUCUUGGAGAUGAUGCGUCAGUUUCGGAACGCUCCAGAGGAUAAAGAGUGUGUGGAGUUGAGUGAGGGGCUGCACAACCUCUCUGUCAUUCCCUCUCAGGACAGAGGACCUCCAGAACUUUUAGAAACCCCAGCACCUCAUCUGGAGGAAGACACAGACAACAACUGCAGCAAACCCUCCACUCCCAACAAGAAGCCUCUGAAAAAGAAAUUAUCACACCCAUCCUCUAACGGUGUAAAGAAGAGUGGAUCUGGUGCAAAGGCCUGCAGCACCCUCAACACAUCCACUGCACAGUCCCACACAGGUAACAAACCCCCUGCUCAGCCAAGCACAAAGAGCUACAGCAAGGCCUCUUCCAUCUCAGGAUCCUGCCUCAAAACAUCAUCACCAGCAGAAGCAGUCACUGCAUCAUCAAACUCAAGCAGGCGUGAAAGCUCGUCCCCACGGCCCUCCAUCACUUCCAUCCACCGUUCCACCAAUCCAGCCUCUGGCUUCCGGGUUAAAAAACACAGCUAGACCUAAGUGUUGAGACUGGUUGGGUGGUCGUAUCAAGUGCCAAAGGUUAGGAAUGCUUUUCCAGGUGUCAACUGGUGUGUGGUGGGCCUGCUGGAAAUAGUAAAGAAGUAAAACUGUAUUUUAUCCACUCAUGUAAAAAUGUGUAUUUGGCAAAGAGGUGAGAUGACAUUUUGAGCAUUUUUAGUCUCCUUAUGCCAACUGCAAACUACAAGACUACAAGCUCGUCACCCUGCACACAUUUAAAGACUCACAGUUUCAUGUGUUCUGUCAUGUUGGUGCAUACUUUACACAACUAAUCAGAGAUUAGGUGCGUCAAUUACAAGGUUAUUCUCCCUGACUGUGGUUAUUAUUCUGAAAUUUGUUAUCACAAAACUCAUGCACAUUGCGACACAGAUGUGAUGGUAUCACAAUGUGUCAACAAAUAACUUGAAGGAAGGGCUUGUGGAUGUUUGCACAGAUCAAAAAUUAUAUAAAUAAAGAACCAAAAAUAUAGAUGAAACAGUGCUUAGUGAGAUGUGGGGAACAGUUUGAUGAGUUUCUUUUUUCCACUUCCUAAUGCCUAGUCCUUCUCUUAUGCCCUUUCACUCUCUCAUAGUUUCUUUGGCUGUUGUUAAUUGGUGCGUUCUCAUUAGUCAGUGCAUCUGAAAACUGGUCAGACAAAUUUCAAACCAGAAAUUGUUUGUGUCUGUAAUUUGUUGCAGCAUGUCUCACAACAAGUGUGCACACUUUGAGCAAUAGUGACGUGCUGUGAGUUGGCUACAGUCUGUUUUUUGUUUUGUUUUUUUUGUCACCUACUUAAUUUAAAGGGCAAUAAACUUCAGUCUAAUAGUGUGCACUUGGCUUUAUUAGGGUGCUUCUUAAUAGGUAUGUUGCCCUUUGUAUGAUUUGGACACAGGUAUUCUCUUUUGAGGAUGAGCUACAAGGUUUUUCUCUACUGCCCUCAGUCAUUUUAGCCAAAAAAAAAAAAAAAACCAAACAAAAAAAACCCUACAUGCUGCUAUAGUUUUUUGGACCUAGAACAUAUCACUGCGAUAUUGCCCUAUAUGACGUGAUAAUAUAGAUUUUUCUGUUCAUGACUUGUGUGAAAAGUCACCUUAAAGCACAUUGACAUGCAAUUAGAGAAUAAAAGUAGUACACGUUUUUUAAAUUUUUAUGAAGGACUAUGAAGAAUGUAUUGAUUGUAACAGCGUUUAAUAGCUUUACUUCUGUGUUUUGUAACUGUUAAUACUGCACGUAAUAAGUCAUUCAAUGCAAUCUACAAACAGAACGCAGUAUUCACCACUUUCAAUUAAAGCAAAUGUCACAA
Myxocyprinus asiaticus (Chinese sucker) is the source of this 2904-nucleotide messenger RNA. RefSeq names its product serine/threonine-protein kinase 33-like. Bases 129 to 1598 code for a protein of 489 amino acids. Gene Ontology annotation, molecular function: ATP binding; protein kinase activity. The record is from RefSeq and is a predicted model, not a curated record. The transcript is spliced from 13 exons. Lineage: Eukaryota; Metazoa; Chordata; Actinopteri; Cypriniformes; Catostomidae. Gene Ontology annotation, biological process: protein phosphorylation.